AUGAGUUACGCCAAAAAGGACGAGGAUGCCGAGCACUCCGGCUUCAAGCUGGAUCGCACAUCUGUCUUCCAAGAUGCUCGGCUGUUCAACUCUUCGCCUAUAUCACCCCGAAAAUGCCGGACACUGCUCACCAAGAUCGCCGUCCUCCUCUUCACGGGAGAGAGAUUCCCGACAAACGAAGCAACUACUCUCUUCUUUGGCAUCUCAAAGUUGUUUCAGAACAAGGACCCCUCGCUACGUCAAAUGGUCUACUUGAUCCUGAAAGAGCUGGCACACACCGCUGAAGAUGUCAUCAUGUCUACGAGUAUCAUCAUGAAGGAUAUGACGGUGGGCAGCGAGAUCAUUUACAAGGCCAACGCCAUCCGGGCACUCUGCAGAAUCAUAGAUGCCACGACUGUUCAGGGCAUUGAGAGACUCAUCAAAACCGCCAUUGUCGAUAAAUCCCCCGCUGUGUCCUCGGCGGCGCUGGUCUCCUCGUAUCAUCUACUUCCAAUUGCCAGAGAUGUGGUCAGGAGGUGGCAGAGUGAGACACAGGAAGCCGCUUCCUCGUACAAACCCAGCGGAGGAUUUCUGAGCUUUGGGGGUAGCUCCCAGCAUUCCCUGGCCGCUUCAAACACGAAUUAUAUGAACCAAUACCACGCAAUUGGACUGCUAUAUCAGAUGCGGUCGCAUGACCGCAUGGCUCUGGUCAAGAUGGUGCAGCAAUACGGCGCAGCAGGAGCGGUCAAGAGUCCGGCCGGAGUCAUGAUGUUGGUCCGACUAGCGGCCCGCCUCGCGGAGGAGGAUCCCAGUCUCAGAAAACCCAUGAUGCAGAUGUUGGACACCUGGCUACGGCACAAGAGCGAGAUGGUCAACUUUGAAGCCGCAAAAGCCAUCUGCAAUAUGCCAGACGUGACCGAUGCCGAGGCUGCGCAAGCGAUCCACGUUCUGCAAUCCUACUUGACAUCCCCGAGAGCAGUGACGAAAUUCGCGGCCAUUCGUAUCCUUCACUCAUUUGCCUCCUUCAAACCCCAAGCCGUUCACUCCGCGAAUCCAGAUAUCGAAGCUCUAAUUUCCAACAGUAAUCGGUCGAUCGCCACUUUUGCAAUCACCACAUUAUUGAAGACGGGCAAUGAAGCGAGCGUUGACCGGCUCAUGAAGCAAAUAUCUGGUUUCAUGACCGAGAUUACAGACGAGUUCAAGAUCACCAUCGUCGAGGCUAUCCGAACGCUCUGCAUGAAGUUCCCCAGCAAACAGGCCGGCAUGCUCACCUUCUUGAGUGGUAUCCUGCGGGACGAAGGGGGUUAUGAAUUCAAACGUGCUGUGGUGGAGAGUAUGUUCGAUUUGAUCAAGUUUGUUCCGGGAAGCAAAGAGGAGACGCUCUCACACCUGUGCGAGUUCAUUGAAGAUUGCGAGUUCACCAAGCUUGCGGUGCGGAUUCUGCAUCUUAUCGGCGUGGAAGGACCCAAGACGCCGCAACCUACAAAAUAUAUCCGGUAUAUCUACAACCGAGUCGUGUUGGAGAAUGCAUUGGUCCGCGCCGCAGCAGUAACCGCCCUGGCAAAAUUUGGUGUCGGACAGAAGGACCCUGAGGUCAAAAAGAGUGUUGAGGUUCUAUUGACGAGAUGUCUUGACGACACGGAUGACGAGGUGCGUGAUAGAGCGGCGCUCAAUCUACGGUUAAUGCACGAAGAAGACGACAUUGCAGACCGUUUCAUCAAAAACGACUCGAUGUUCUCCCUGUCAACCUUUGAACACAAACUGGUCAUGUAUGUAACGUCCGACAACAAGUCAGUGUUUGCUAAGGCAUUCGAUAUCAAUUCGGUGCCAGUGGUGUCUCAUGAACAGGCGUUGGCUGAAGAGCGCACGAAGAAACUCAACACCGCAACCCCCACCUUGAAAGCACCAAGUACCGGACCAGCGAAGCCUAAGGUGAACGGAGCCGCAGACCCGGGAGCUGGUGUAGUCGCUGCACAGAAAUAUACGCAGAUCUUCUCGAGGAUACCCGAGCUUGCAGCCUAUGGCCCAGUGCUGAAAUCGAGUGCAGUGGUUGAACUCACAGAAAGCGAAACGGAGUACGUCGUGUCAGCUGUCAAGCAUGUCUUCAAAGAACAUGUCGUGGUACAGUACGACAUCAAAAAUACCCUCGAUCAGACUGUCCUGGAGAAUGUGACCGUCUUAGCUUCACCUUCCGACGAAGAGCCUACACUCGAGGAAGAAUUCAUUAUUCCCGCGACCGCCUUGAAAACUAACGAACCAGGCGUCGUGUACGUCGCGUUCCGCAAACUCGGUGGUGCAUCCGCCUUUCCAAUCACCACAUUUACGAACGUCCUCAGGUUUACGAGUAAAGAAAUUGAUCCCACCACGGGCGACGCCGAAGAAGGUGGCUAUGAAGAUGAAUAUGAAGUCGAGAAUCUGGAAUUGACCGGCGCGGAUUUCGUCAGUCCCGCAUUCGCGGGAAAUUUCGAUCACAUUUGGGAGGGCACAGGAGCGAACGGAGAGGAAGUUGGCGAGACACUGGUGUUGGGCAGUGUCAAGUCGUUGGCUGACGCCACAGAACAACUCUCGCAAGCCAUGUCUCUGCAACCCCUCGACGGCACCGACGUGGUUCUAUCCAACACAACCCACACCCUGAAGUUGUACGGCAAGUCUGUCUCUGGUGGGCGAGUGGCAGCCCUGGUGAAGAUGGUGUUUUCGGCGAAGACUGGUGUCACUGUCAAAGUUAGUAUAAGGACUGAUGAGACCGGAGGAGGCCUUGCGCAAGGCAUCAUUGGUGCGCUCUCCUAA
Messenger RNA from Fonsecaea erecta, 2766 nucleotides. RefSeq lists its product as hypothetical. Gene Ontology annotation, cellular component: endoplasmic reticulum; Golgi membrane; COPI vesicle coat. Gene Ontology annotation, biological process: intracellular protein transport; intra-Golgi vesicle-mediated transport; protein secretion. Bases 1 to 2766 code for a protein of 921 amino acids. NCBI's taxonomy places the organism in Eukaryota, Fungi, Ascomycota, Eurotiomycetes, Chaetothyriales, Herpotrichiellaceae. Gene Ontology annotation, molecular function: structural molecule activity. The transcript has 3 exons. The record is from RefSeq and is a predicted model, not a curated record.